Molecule: messenger RNA, 1428 nt
Organism: Cordyceps fumosorosea ARSEF 2679
Lineage: Eukaryota; Fungi; Ascomycota; Sordariomycetes; Hypocreales; Cordycipitaceae
Exons: 6
Coding region: 1-1428 (475 amino acids)
Source: RefSeq, a predicted model, not a curated record
AUGGCGGAGAAUGAGCUGCAUCCUGUAUUCCAAGAUUGGAUGCCGGCACCAAACGCAUGCUUUGAUAUCCAGAUUCUUGAACCACAGGAAGCAGACACGGGGCCGCCCUGCAGGAAAAAGUUGUUAAAUCUCGUCAAAGGACGGUGCAAAAGGCUCAAAGUCGAGACCAGCGAACUUCAAGAUGGCGUCUUGGCGAUCAGAUUCGCCCGCACAUCUUCCUCGGUAGCACUCGUACCAUUUGAACAAAAGGCAGAGUGCCUGUGUAACGCCAUUCUAAACUACAGAAACACGGCCGAGAUUGCCAAGAUUACGGCUCGAGGCGCAAUGGGCAUAUCUCCCAGAUCCGUGCAGUUUGACGACAUCUUCCGAAAGUGCCUGUACAAGAUUGCCUGCGGCCGCCCAGCUCGGCUGCUCAACAACAUUGACGGGGCGCCAACCGAUCAGCUCCCGCCAUGGGUGAACUCUUUUGCUCUGAGCAUCAUAACAGAUAUACCCGUGUACAAACCUUCUGCUGCAAUGAUGCAUAAGGCACAGCCGCGGCAAGCAGUCGAGGCUGCCGGACGCUUUCUUGAGUGGCUUAUCAACAGCCGGGAAGACGACGAGGACGAUGAUGCGGCAAAUGGCAGCCUGGUAAUCCAGUUGCAAGAGGCAGAUGAACUUCUUGCUGGCGCUAUUGCUUCGAUGGCUAUCAGUACAAGGAGGCUCCAAGGGAACGUGACUCAGGGAAACAUCAGGCAGUGGCACAGACACAUUGACGAGCAGUCGUACCUGGUUUUGCAGGCCGCAUCAAGGAUACUCCUCAGCAAUGAUGAUGUUUUAGCUAGGUUUCUCGCCCUGUAUCGUGCCGAUGACGGACCUGGUCUGCCAGGCCUGCUCGGCGGCCUCGGCGCCGCACUGUCUAUAGGCAGCAUCGGCACAGCGUCGUUGCCGCUCUCUCAGUUCACCUUCGCACACUUUGCUGGGCUGCUCACCACCCUCACGUGGCCUACAAUCGCGGUCAUCAAUCCUGUCACACUGACCGCCGGUCUGGGCAUUGCAAUGGCCGCACUGAUAGGCCAUCUCAAUGGAAGCGAUGCUAGGAAAGUAGCAGCACGUCUUAAGAGAGACUUGGAAUUUGUAUGCAAGGCGCUCCGUGUGUGCCGAGAAGUCGACCUCCUUCAGAAGUGGAUAAGGACAGCAUCAGGAGGAAAUGUCCUGCGCCUGUCGCGCCUGCGUUCCAUGGACUGUCCGGAAACGGUGAAUAUGUGGACUGAGUUUGUUGCAGAAGUCAGAGAUGGCUCCCUUGCUCCUAGAUUCUCAGUCAACAAUGUUUCUAGGACGGCUUUGGAUUCGCGCGGCAAGAGAGCCGAAACACGGGAUGUCCGGCUUUAUCUGAGCUAUUUGCUCGUGGCGAGGCCCGAUGAAGUUGACUCUGACUCUGACGACUGA